Patiria miniata (bat star) is the source of this 2973-nucleotide messenger RNA. It is a transcript of the gene nadk, whose product is annotated as NAD kinase-like. The transcript is spliced from 10 exons. The record is from RefSeq and is a predicted model, not a curated record. The coding region runs from base 1103 to 2380 and encodes 425 amino acids. Lineage: Eukaryota; Metazoa; Echinodermata; Asteroidea; Valvatida; Asterinidae. Gene Ontology annotation, molecular function: NAD+ kinase activity. Gene Ontology annotation, biological process: NAD+ metabolic process; NADP+ biosynthetic process.
AUAAUUGUCUCCCUGUCGCUCACAAUGCUGCUGUAUGUGAUGUCAUCAUUCACGCAGCAAAGACUGUAAACAAACAAACAAACAAACACCCAAACAAACAAACAAAUAAAUGGAAAAAAAAACUGCAAUUGUGUUUUGAUUGGCGUACUGAAAAGAAACAUCCAGACUACAUUCUGAAUGUUGUCUGACAAACUGUUCAAUGUUUUUGAAAACAUCUGCUUGUACAUUGAGAACAUCUGAAUCAUCCAUUGUAUGACCAUCGAUCCAUCGGAUGUCAUCAAUGUGGAAUUCUCGAAAAGAUCCUUCUAGACUCGCCCAGCAUUACGCAACACCCACCAAAAUCCAUGGUCAGGCGACACAUCACAGGCUAAAAUCGAACUGGCAUUGAUUAACCUAGAUAUAUAGCCAUAAUCGAACUGCCAACUCAGCUGACUGACUGUGUAAAUAUCACGCAACCAAACGGUUUUAAAUGUGUGGUACAUGUAUACAAGGUCGGAGGUAGAUUGGGUUAACCAUUAAUUUCUGCCUAUGCAGGACUUGUGUACGUGUUCACGCCAUACCUAUGAGUAUCUGCAUGGUUUAGCGGUGGUGUGAUCUUUGCUGUGUCUUCAUGUUUUUCUUCACGGGCAGUUCAGGGAAAUCUACCAGCAGAUUUGGCUGUGAAUUAUGAGUCAUGUAUGUGUGCUAAUAAUAAAUCUCCAUUAUUAUAAAGUGAACCUACAGGAGAACUGCCGUGUUAUUGACUGUACAUAAUGUACAUGUACAUGUAUGCAUUCCAUUUGGAAAUUUUACACUGGACAAACACAGGAAUGCAAAUGUACUUGUAGAAGUGUCAAACGAUAAGACCUUGUUGAUUUGAAUGAUAUCUUUGGCAUCAGUACGUAUAAACUGCGCUCUAAUUAAAAUUUCUCGGAGCACAUUCCUGCACGCGUUAGUUAUCACACCCGAAAUAUUGGAACGGACGUGUACCGAUCUUUAGGAAGAAUUAUUGAUUUUGCACCGGAGUCUGUGGUAGUCUGCCUCCAUCGAUCUAAGGGUGGUUUCGGUGUGAGGACGUCUAUCUCUCAUUUGUUGUUGUUUUCGCGUCGCCUCUGAUCCCACAAUGCAGUUCAACAGUCACUGUUCGGGUUCCUGCAUGGAUAGCUGUUGUGAAGAGUGCGGGGAGGAAUUCGCCAACUGCCAGUGCGGAAGGCGGACACGGUCUAUCAAUGCACCGUCACCGUCGCCAUCGUUUGGGCCUAAGGCACAUCUGAAAAAGGUUCCACCUUCUCAGAUCAUGCAUGUGACCGACCCGUCUGGCCAACGAUUGGUGUGGAAAGGAACCCCCCUCUCUGUCCUCAUCAUCAAGAAGAUCAUGGACGACUCUGUCUUGGGUCCCUUCAAGGAGCUCUCAAGAUGGCUGUCUGAGGAGAAGAACCUCUUAAUCUACAUUGAGUCCAAGGUAUUUGAUGACGAGGAUUUGCUCAACGAUAAAGACUUUGCUCCUGUCCGAGCCAAAAUGAAGAGCUUUAAGGAAGGUGUUGAUUUGAGCAACAAGGUGGAUUUUAUUCUUUGCCUAGGUGGAGACGGCACACUACUCUAUGCUUCGUCUCUUUUCCAAGAGGCCAGCGUUCCUCCCGUCAUGGCAUUCCAUCUUGGCUCCCUGGGUUUCCUGACGCCGUUUGAGUUUGAAGAUUUCAAGGAAUCUGUAAAUAUGCUUUUAAAAGGUGACGCCGCAGUUACGUUACGUAGUCGACUAAAAUGCUUGAUCUUCGACAGCAGUGACAUUCCCAACGGUUUUGACAACGACCGUAACGACGAUCCCAACCAGAUCAUACCCCCUACCCCCAAGAAGGUGGACCCACCCAGCCUCAAGUUCAAAUUCCAGGUGCUUAACGACGUCGUCAUUGACAGAGGUCCCUCACCGUACCUCUCCAACAUCGACCUCUACUUAGACCGCCGGAAAGUCACAACGGUCCAAGGUGACGGUUUGAUCAUCUCCACACCGACGGGAAGCACGGCGUACGCCGCGGCGGCUGGUGCGGCUAUGAUGCAUCCUAACGUGCCCGCCAUACUUAUCACUCCGAUCUGUCCUCAUACGUUGUCUUUCAGGCCCAUUGUUGUUCCUGCUGGUGUCGAACUCAUGAUAAUGGUUUCUCCUGAUGCUCGCCACACAGCUUGGGUGUCGCUGGAUGGCAGAAACCGGCAAGAAAUCCACAAAGGAUGGUGUCUUCGGAUCACCACUUCCGUCUUCCCGGUCGCUUCCAUCUGUAGCGCUGAUCAGAUCAGCGAUUGGUUCGACGGCCUCGUCGAGUGCCUACACUGGAACACGCGCCACCAGCAGAAAGCCCUGAACACCCCCAAGAGGGGGGAUAAAAACCGCAACCAGGUCAAUAGUUGAAUAUUGCCCAGUCACUAGUUCAAUAUGUAAAUUAUGGACAAGUUACUUAGUCAAUUUUUGAACAUUUACCAGUCACUAGGCCAAUAUUUCAAUGUUGACCAGCCACUUGGUCAAUAUUUGAAUAUUGCCCAGUCACUAGUUCAAUAUUUGAAUAUUGACAAGUUUUUGGGUCAUAGUUUUGAACAGUUACCAGUCACUAAGCCCAUAGUUCAAUAUCGACCUGCCACUUGGUCAAUAUUUGAAUAUUGAUCAGUCACUAAAUCAAUAUUCCAUUUGAAUUUGAAUAUUUAUGAGCUAUGCAAAUCCAUGUAAAUAUGUAUAGUCUGAAAUUCCCAAUGAGCAUUCAGAGCACGAUAUGAACAAUCACACCGUGCAUCAAAAUGUUUAUUUGGAAAAAUAACAGGGGCAAGUUACUUCAAACAUUCACAAUUUCAUUGCCACUUUGAACAAUACUAUUAAAGAACAGAGAAUUGGUUGUUAAAAUUGGUUGGUUUUUAAAACUUUUGUAGUCAAGAGUAUUAAUUUUUACUUACAAAAUUCGAAUUUUUUUUGCACAAUUCUUGCACUGUGUGUAUAUCUGUUAUAUUUGUAAA